AUGUUAUUUUGGAAAAAUUCAACAGUAUUAGUUUAUGAUAUUGAAAAUUCAGUUUUUAAUAGAGCAUUAUUAUUAUUUUUAAGAUUCUAUAAUCAUCAGUCAUGUGAUCCUUAUUUCCUUGAUUUUAUUCAGUGUUCAUUUAAUGUUGAAACAAUUGGUCGUGUUGUUUUACCAAUUCUUAUUCCUUUAUAUAUUCCUCUUGAAAAAAGAACAAAAUAUUGUAAUUUUGAAGUAAAUGAUGACCUUCUGUUAACACAUCUUAACAUGAUUGAAACUUUAUUUAGUUGUAUUGAUAAUAAAAUGAUUGAAGCCUUAGAAGGAGCAAUAGUUCCAAAGUAUUUAUUAAAUAAAUAUAAAGAAAUUAAUCCUCAAAUUGAACAAUUACCAGAACCAAAUAAUCUUCUUUUGUUUAUUAUUACUACAUUAAUGAUUUAUUUAAAAGCAAAUAAAAAAAUUGUAAAUAACUCAAAUAAGAAUGUAAUUUUUAAAUAUCAAUCAUUAAUAACUGAUAUUUUAAUUAAUAUUUUUACUAAUUAUCAAGAAAAUCAAACAAUAAAAAAAAUUGGCAUUUCUAUUCAAUACACUGUAUUAUCUUCAUUUGCUGAAUCUAUUACGUCUUCUCCUAAAUUACAACUUCAUUUAUUGUCUUUAGUUAAAUUGUUAAUGAAAGUUAGUGAUAUUACUCAUCCAGAUGAAUGUAUUACUAGAUAUCCUUUAUUUAUUCAAACAUUAAUUAGUGGCAUUUCUCAAGAAAAGAAUAUUUAUCGUCAACAUUUUCUUAGAAUGAUUGAUGAUUGUGUCUCUUAUAUUCCAUCAACAGAAUAUAAAACUUCUGUAGUUUUAUUGAUUCAGGCAUUAUCAACUAUUCUCAACCAAAUGUGUACUAUUAUUUCUCCUCAAAUUUUGUUAUUGUGUGAUGAAGUUAGUCCAAUAAUCGAUAUUCAAAGAAAGCUUUUUGAAUAUUCACUAAAUUUAUUCCCCUAUAAAUCAUUAUACGAAGAAAAUUCAAGUCCUCAAUCUCAACAAGUUAGUGCAGGUCAACAAAUAGGAAAUGCUGUCCUCUUUGUACCUAUGUUAGUUGUUUCAGUAUUUUUUGAUGUUAAAGGUACAAAAGAAAAACAACCAAUUCAAAAAUAUUUCCUUACAUCAACAAUAAAACAAAUCAUAUUAACAUAUUUUGACUUAUAUGAAUUUUGUAUGAAAGCAACAAACUUAUUCUUAAUACAAACAAAUUGUGUUGCUUUCAUUGAAAAAGUCUUUAACACUUUUCCUUUAGAAUUUGUUUCAAAUUAUCUUAUUAUUACAAAUGAAUUCUCUGAUGAACACAUUUCUUUAUUUAAGUCAUUUGAUAAAGAGUCAAUUGUAAAAAUGUUAUGGUCUUUAUUAGUUAUUAGUGAAACAAAUAUGUUCUUAGAAAUUCCAAGAAAACAAAUAUUAAAUUUCCUUCAAUUUUUAAUUUCAAAAAUUAUUUCUCCAAUAGAAAUUUAUCGAACUCAAAUGUAUAUUCAAUCAAUCAUUAAUUGUUAUAUUAAUAAUGAUGAAUUAAUAUUUUCUAAUAUUCAUACAAUUAAAGUCUUUUUGGAUUCUAUGAAUCAAAAUGAUAUUAAACUUCAAACAAAACUUGAAACUGGUUGGCAAGAAUUAAUCACUAAUGUUCUUAAUAAGUUUAUGCUUUUUAUUCAUCAAUGGAAAGAAAAUAAUCAAACGGUUAAAAUUAAUCAAAAAAGAAAAAGUAUUUCAUCUGUUUUAUCAACACCAGAACAUCUUAGUGAGUCAAGUGAAGGUAAAACACCAAGAACAAGUGAAGUUAAUGAGAGUAAAACGUCAUCAAAAAAUAGUGAAGAGAGUGAACCAAAUAUUGUUAAUAAUGAAUUACUGAUUAAUUCUGAUGUUAUAAACAUAGUCACAAAUGAUAUCAUUCCAAUUAUUUCUUUUGUAUUUGAUGAUUCUUCUAUUUCAACAAUGAUUGAUUUAGGAAAACAAUUUGAAAAUAAUUUACUUCAUCCUUGUAAUGAUAUGGGAAUAAAUAUUGCUUCUCUUAAUGUUCUCAUUGAAUUAGCAAAAAGAAACCAAUUAACAAAUAAAUGGAGUAAACUUGUAAUAAAUGUUUUUACAAAUGAAGAUUUCUUUACUAAAUCUCCAACAUUAUUAAAUUUAUGGAAAAUACCAAUAUAUUCAGUUUAUACAACUAAUGGAGCACGUCUAUUAUUUGAUAUGAUUAACAGUAUUGGUAAAUCGGGACAAUUAUUUACUACGAAAGAAAAUGAAAUUCCUACACGAGCUAAAAUAUUUAAAAGAGUUGCCUUUUUAUUACUUUCUGGAGAAAAUGAAGUAUUUGACACUUUUAUGGAUCAAAACCAAUUAUUAGUUGAAAUUUUAUUAGACAAAUUAAUUGAUACUAUAAAACAAUAUCCAUGUACACAAAUUUAUAUUAACGGUUUAUUAUUAUUAAAAGUAAUGUUAUUAAAAUGUUCAUUCACAAGACUAAAAAAGAGAAUGCCUACAAUAUUAAAUGAAUUAAUAACAAUAUUCAAUUUACCAUUUGACAAAGAUCCAAUGAUUAUUCUAAGUGGAUUACAAUUAUUUGAUAUGUUACAAAUUAUUCCAGAAUGUUCAGUUGAUAUUUAUUCUUGGAUUUUCUUUUUACCUUAUUCACCUGAUGACCUUAUUAAGUCAAAGUUUAAACCACUAAUACCAGUAUUAACUUUGAAAAGUGAAGCUGAUUGUUCUGUUGAUAAACCAGAUAUUACAUACAAUGGAUUGACUCAACUCAGAGAGCUGAUUUUCAAAGAUAAGUUUAUUAAUGAUAUGCAAGAAUAUCAAAUUUUACGAAUGAAAUUAAGUUAUUAUACUAAAGAUCUUUAUCGAAUGACUUCACGUUCAGAUAAUACUAAUUUUGAUUCAGUAGCUAGAGAUAUUAUGGAAACUUUUUUGAAAUAA
Entamoeba nuttalli P19 is the source of this 2940-nucleotide messenger RNA. Its product is annotated as dopey domain containing protein, putative. Gene Ontology annotation, biological process: Golgi to endosome transport. The coding region runs from base 1 to 2940 and encodes 979 amino acids. NCBI's taxonomy places the organism in Eukaryota, Evosea, Mastigamoebida, Endamoebidae. Gene Ontology annotation, cellular component: trans-Golgi network; endosome. The record is from RefSeq and is a predicted model, not a curated record. The transcript has a single exon.